AUGAUUGCAACGCUAAUAAUCUUAGUCUGCGUCCCAAAGCCCUCGCUUUGGGAGCACCUGAUUGCUAUCUUAAUUGUUGCGCCAUCUCGCCACCUGGUUUGCCGCAUUGUGGUGAACCAGGCGCAAGGUCCAGAUUCCUUCCUUUGUCUGUAUUGCCCUGCUGGCGUGCCCGGGCAAGGAUGCUACCCGGGUCAUGCCGCGUGUGGUCUCGUGAGCUUCACCAACAACACGAGGAAAGGGCUGAUCCGGUUCAAGCAGUUCCGAGUUCGACAACAAAAGAACAACAUCUUGCGGCGAACUUCCCAGCCUUUAUACGAGGCCCUGUGUCGUAAAUUACGAAGCGACCUGCGAGUCGAUUUUUAA
This is a messenger RNA of Notodromas monacha, 363 nucleotides long. The record is from the annotation of a GenBank genome assembly. NCBI's taxonomy places the organism in Eukaryota, Metazoa, Arthropoda, Ostracoda, Podocopida, Cyprididae.